This is a messenger RNA of Hippoglossus stenolepis (Pacific halibut), 1951 nucleotides long. RefSeq names its product enolase 4 (gene eno4). Lineage: Eukaryota; Metazoa; Chordata; Actinopteri; Pleuronectiformes; Pleuronectidae. Gene Ontology annotation, biological process: glycolytic process. Bases 94 to 1821 code for a protein of 575 amino acids. The record is from RefSeq and is a predicted model, not a curated record. Gene Ontology annotation, cellular component: phosphopyruvate hydratase complex. The transcript has 13 exons. Gene Ontology annotation, molecular function: phosphopyruvate hydratase activity; magnesium ion binding.
CCUCUACACACUGUGGUCUCUGUGGACACCGGAAGUGCCUCUACGAGCUACCGCUGCCACGGUUUGAGCUUGUCCUUACUGCGAACACGAGCGAUGUCUUACCCGCGCUUCAUCAGCCGUCUGUGUAAACACGAGCAGGAUGCGUACGAAACCAAGGUGGCAGCGGCCGAGUUUUACAGGCUCAACAGAGUCCCGGAGCAGAUAGAGCGAGCUCUGAACGAGCUGUUCCUCCACAAGCCCGCAGACCUCCACGGUUACCUGGCAAAUUACUUCACAAACCUUUCUACACCACCAAGGAUAAACAGGCUGAAGGGACGGGAAGUUUAUGAUACAAGAGGACAACUGUCUAUUGAGGUGGAGGUCUUCUGCAUCGUCCGCAACAUGGAGAAGAGCAUGUGCUCAGCUGCUGUCUCCAGCCACUUUGGACCUGAAGAGACAUCUGAGGACUGGAAGGCAAAGUGUCAGGAGAGGGCUGACCAUGUGAUGACUGCCGUCCAGUGGGUCAAUGAACCUUUCAACAAUAUGCUGCAGGGCCAGAACCCCUGUGACCAAUCAGAAGUUGAUCAGGCACUCAGCAACUUCUUCAUGGCGCGCUACCUGGAGGAGAAAGAGAUCCGCGACAGGGAAAAGGAGAUGAUUCCUUCACCCAGUGAGUCUGAGGUGGUGCUUCCUUCUGAAACGCCUUCAAAGACUAAAGACAAAAAGAGUCCCGAUAAAGGUAAAAAGAACAGUGCAGAGAAGCCGUUCCCUCCAGCUGAGCCACCAGAACCAGUUCUGCCUGGAAGCAUGGCCAUAGGGUCAGUGUCUCUGGCUGUUGCCAGAACUGGGGCUCAGUUACAGGGCAUCCCUCUCUACAAGUACAUAGCCGCUCUAAAGGCCCGAGAGACUCCUGCACAGUUUCAUAUCCCCAUCGCUCUGGUUACCUUGCUGAGCUGUGGGAAGGCUUCUCCUGGAAAACUGAGUUUACUGGAGGAAGUCAUCCUGAUCCCCAAAGCAGGACAACGAGUCAAACAGAUCAUCACAAUGACCCUUGAGUUACAGAAGGAGAUGAUGAGAAUAAUGAACACUUCAGCAAAAGCCGGGGUCGUUCAGUCUAUUCUGCAUGACAGUGGAGCGCCAGGUGUGAGCUUCGAGAGACCUGAGCAGCCUCUGGACCUCAUCACUGAAGCCUGCGCUAGCCUCGGACUGAAACUGGGAACAGAGAUCCAUUUAGCAGUGAACUGUGCCGCCCGUGAGCUAAUUGACUAUUCUAAAGGAAGGUAUGAAAUUUCCACUGGAGUUUUGAAGUCUCCAGAUGAAUUAGUGGACGUGUACCAGUCCCUCAACAAGAAAUAUCCAGCAGUGGUAGCCUUCAUCAAUCCAUUUAGGACAGAGGACAAAGAGCAGUGGGAGAAGCUGAACAACCUGAUCGGAGACACGUGUGCGCUGCUCUUGGACAUCAGUAAUGAGUCAAAGGCCCCGCCCCCUCCGGGAGUCAGCGGCCGCAUCUUAAAACACGUUCACGAGACGACAGUCAGUGAUUUGAUCUGCAUCGCAUCAGAGCGCCAAGGUUCAGUGUUGAUGGGAACAACAUGCAAUGAGCCCUGCACCUACGACUCCUUAUCAGAUAUAGCUGUGGGUCUGGGCCUGGACUAUGUCAAACUGGGAGGUCUGAGCGGUGCUGAGAGGAUGACUAAAUACAACCGGCUGGUUUGUAUAGAGGAAGAACUGGACCAACAAGGAAUCCUGGUCUCCAAGGAGAAGCACCCCCCUCCACUGUUUGCUGGAAAACCACAGAAGGAGUCCACUGCUGCGGGCAGAGCUCUGUCAGAGGAGGCCUGAGGCAACACAGCUCGCAGGAGAACACGACUGAUAAACCCACCACAUUAUAUUUAACUUUCAUCACCCAAUUCUGCUGUGAUCACUGGGUCACAGGUCAGGAUUUCACUUCUAAUAAACAUGAUUAAGUGCA